Messenger RNA from Phytomonas sp. EM1, 2550 nucleotides. The record is from the annotation of a GenBank genome assembly. NCBI's taxonomy places the organism in Eukaryota, Euglenozoa, Kinetoplastea, Trypanosomatida, Trypanosomatidae.
AUGUCGCAAUGCAUUCCUAUGAAGGAAUACAUGGCUGAAGUAGCGACGCACAUGAAACUAACUUAUGCGCUUGCCGGUAGGCCCCAGAAAAUGGCAGUGGCUGGGGAUUACCUUUAUUGGACUCAAGGCAAAGAGCAGAAUCUUUUCAGAGUUCUUAAAAGUAAGCUAGACGAUCCUCCACAGCAAGUGAUUGUCUAUAAAAACACAUCAUCGGACAAGCAUGAUCAAAAGCUUAGCAAAGAGGAGGAGCUGCUCCGAGAGCGUUUGCGUCAAUUGACGACUGGCGUCAGCAGCUUUCGGGUACGCGGGACUGAUCAUGCCAUUUUUUACUUUAUCGGCCUGGAUCUUUUUAUCUACUACACACAGGGUCCUCGCGCAGGCAAAGAGCCAUUGCGAGUAUUUUCCUAUUUAUCAAAGGAAGACAGAGAGCGUUAUACGGAUGCGAUCGCCACGCAGCCUAACUUGUGUGUGCAGUUUGUCAGGGAUAAUGCGGGUUCUAGCGCAGAGUCGCUCACCUCAUUUACUUUUGUCAACCAACACAACCUUUACAUGGCGCAUCUGAGCGAGCACCCCGAGGACGACGCGGCACCGCUUACGCUCUCCGUGGAGCAGAUCACCAGCAUCGGUGAUGAGGCGCAUCCCUGCGGCUUAGCGGACUACAUCAUGCAAGAGGAAUUCUAUCGAUAUACUGGGCAUUACGCUAACGAGGACUAUAUUAUCUUCAGCUAUAUUGACUCUACGAAUAUGCGGCAGGUGGCGCUGCUUAAAGGCGAAAUCGCAGAUGAUAAUGCGGAGAACGACGGCAUAGAGCGCAUGGCGUACUCCAGGGUCGGAGAUCCCAACACGCGCACAACCAUCGUGGUGUACGAGCGCCAGACCCACACAAUGCGGUACGUUCCCAACAAGUCUCUUCAACAGGUGGGCGUUGAUGGUGGGUUCGAAUACAUCCCGCGCUUCGGCUUCAAGGGCAAGUCCGACAUUUACCUUUAUCUGUUGAACCGCACCCAGGAACACGCCGUGAUAGUUUCCUGCCCGGUCAAAUCCUUGCCACUCAUAGACGAGGCGUCUUUGCAGCGUCUCUAUGCCACCAAAGACAGAGAGGUUCACGGGAAUGAUUCGCCCUCCAUCCCCUUCAAGCGGGAGUGGAGCCAACGAAUUCCGUGGGCGUGGAUUAAUCUGGAUGACUGUGAGCCGAUUUUCUACGGAGGGGCGUACGAUAUCACGCACUGCGCCGCCGUGGACACCCCGACCGCGCACUAUCAUCUCUACGUCCGCCCUUCCGGGGCCGGAGAGGAGGACUGGAAACCCCUAACCUGUGGGACGUGGAAUGUGGAAAGUGCGUCCGUUAAGGUCCAUAAGGGCCGAAUCAGCUUCAUCGCGAACGCCGAGGGUCGCCUGAAGAAAACCCUCUACUCCAUUCCCCUCUCCGAGGAUGCGAUUCGGAAGCCGAAGGACGCACCCGAUUUAACCCGACACACCCCUUUGACCGAGCAUGUCUACCCUUCCUACUUAAUGCACGGUGAGGAGAUCUUCUACUGCACCAGCACCUUAACUCGUCCGGCGGUCCUCUUUGGCACCACCGUAGACGCCGGGGAUGACCUCUCGCGGCGGGUUGCCCAGACGGCGUCGUGGAUACCAAGCCCCACUGAGGCUCCCAUCGAAAUGGGGGAACUCCCCGUAAUCCGGGAGGGCGUCCAAACCACCACCCUGCAAGGUUGCCGCCUGGUGGUUCCGGAGGUGGUGACGAUAAAGAACCGCCGUGGGGAGGAGAUUAGCGCGUCCGUCUUUGCUUCACCAUACGCAAAGCCGGAUUCGCGGGCCUCCCCGCUCGCGCUUUACAUCUACGGCGGCCCCCACGCGCAGCUCGUGGAGGAGGCGAACUUCCACGCGGUCGCGGCGACCAACGUACAGGUGCUGCUCCGCCACGGCGUCUCCGUCGCGGUUGUAGAUAACCAAAUGAGCAACGCCAACGGGCUUCGGCGGCUCAGUGUGUGCAAGAAGAACAUGGGCCACUUCGAGACGACGGAUUACGUCGACAUGGUUCACCACCUCUGCGAGCGGGACCCGUCUUUGGAUCCAGGCCGUGUCGCCAUCUUCGGCUGGUCCUACGGCGGCUACGCCACCCUGCUCGCGAUGGCGCAGGCGCCGGAGGUGUUUCGGAUCGGCCUCGCGGGCGCCCCCGUGGUGGAUUGGCGGUUCUACGACACCGGCUACACCGAGCGGUACAUGGGGCUCCUCCACGAGAAGCCUGCGGACCCGGAGACGGAGCGCGGGACGAUUAGUGAGGCGUAUCGGAAGAGCUCCAUCGUGCACUUCGUCAAGGGCUUUCCCGAUGAGCUUCACCGGGUCUACAUCACCCAUGGAUUGCUUGAUGAAAAUGUGCACUUCACACACACCUGCCAUCUCAUCAAUGCCAUGGUUGAGGAGGGGAAGCCUUUCCACAUGCUUGUGUAUCCGGGUGAGCGGCACGGCUUGAGGAAGAAAGAAAAAUCCCGACUUCAUUACGAAGCAACUCUGAUUAAGACUAUCAUUGAAGGGUUAAUGAACUAA